AUGAGUUCUCAAUAUUUUGACGUGAUCGAACACAAAGUUCUCUCGAGUUACGUGCGUGAAUACCCUGGCGCAACACUACUCAACCAGGAUGAGAAGCUCUACAUUCCUGUGAAGCAAUACGCUACGCGUAACCCAAACUCGAAAAUACAGCCUGUCACGAUUAUUGCUGCUGCCUCUGUUGGAACUGCGAAGGAAGCCUACGAGCCUAUUUGGGAGGUUUUGCAUGAACAGUCCUCUAAACUUGGAUUCUCGGUCAGUAGCAUUUGGAUAGCGGACCCAGUGAAUCAAGCACAGGGAGAGGUGAUAAAUGGAGGAAAACUAGGUGACGAUCCAUCUUGGAUUGAUCUCAGUCGAGACCUGUUUUUGAUGAUCAACCAAUUUCGUGACCAGAUGCCUCGUCCGUUUAUUGGGAUUGGUCAUAGCGCUGGUGGCGUACAACUCGCCGAUCUAGCAUUUAUGCAUCCUCGAUUGUUCUCAAGCCUUAUUCUUCUUGAUCCGACUAUUUUGAAAACGCCCCCGACAGCUUUCAGACAGCAUCCUGUAUUUCAUAAGUACAUUCUGAAUCGACAGCAGUCAUGGCCGUCUCGCUCGCAAGCAGAGGCUUCAAUUGCUAAAUGGCCAACUUAUUCUACUUGGGAUCAACGCUGCCUCCAGAGGUUUCUUGAACAUUCCUUACUAGAGACUUCAGAGCCAAACUCAAAGCUGGACGACCCUCCUGUUUCAUUUUCAACAUCCGAGGCACAAGGCAUACUGUAUAUGUCUCGACAAGCCCUAGUAAAUCGACAGACGGAUGGAACUGUUACCGUUGAUCGGGAACAUGCACCAGAUCUUGAUCCUAUUGAUGCCGCGCGCGACGAUCCUUUGUAUCGCCCUGAGAUGCGAGCUACAUGGAAUAGGUUGCCAGAACUGCGACCAUCUGCGAAGUUUAUUCUUGGAGGAAGAACAUAUUCAAGCACCCGUGAACUAAAUGAAGGGGUUGAUAGGUGCGGAUCUGGCUUGGGUGGCUCGGGUGGCGUUGCGGAAGGUCGUGUGUCCAAAGUAGUGUUCAAAAAAGGCUCACAUUUCUUCCCUUUGGAGAUGGUCGACGAGACUGCGGCGGAAUGUGCUAUUUGGAUUCACGCAGAAGUUGAGCGGUGGAUUAAAAAAGAGCAGGAAUUCAAUAACAGCGUCGUGAAGCGACUAGAGAAUGGUGAACGUGUUGGCCAGGAGUUCAGUCCUGCGAUGAGAAAGUUGCUGAACAGCUUUGCUCCCGACGCGGUCAAAUCAAAGAUAUAA
This is a messenger RNA of Penicillium angulare, 1275 nucleotides long. Its product is annotated as alpha/beta hydrolase. The coding region runs from base 1 to 1275 and encodes 424 amino acids. NCBI's taxonomy places the organism in Eukaryota, Fungi, Ascomycota, Eurotiomycetes, Eurotiales, Aspergillaceae. The record is from RefSeq and is a predicted model, not a curated record. The transcript has a single exon.